Molecule: messenger RNA, 1239 nt
Organism: Dendronephthya gigantea
Lineage: Eukaryota; Metazoa; Cnidaria; Anthozoa; Malacalcyonacea; Nephtheidae
Exons: 4
Coding region: 133-1239 (368 amino acids)
Source: RefSeq, a predicted model, not a curated record
GAUUGAGUUACUAAAUAGGAUUAUCGUAUUGUAUUUUUUCCACAGAAAUUGGCCAAUGACCCGAAAGCUAGUAAAAAUGUUAAGAAAUCUAGAAAGUUAAUCUAUCAAAAAUCUUUCUCCAAGUUGAAGACGAUGCAGCAAGCUCUAAAACGAAUGAAAGAGAGUCAAAGUGAAGACCAUGGAUUAGAUGGAAACAGUUUGAAUUCAUAUGAAGAUGAAUUGGAUAGUAUCAAGCCACCAUCUUCACGAAGAUCAAGCUUCGAGGCUGCUACAGGACAACGUAGAGCAAGCAAUACAAAUUCAAUAGAUAAUUCAGUUAACCCAACACUUCUUUCCGACAAAACAGUCACAUCUGGUUCAACAUCGUCUAACGAAGAACUUGCAAGUCCCUUUUAUCCAAGAUUUAAUGAAACACCAGCAUUUGCAUCAUCUACCACGAUCAACGAAAUGUUUUACAAAAAAAGAUUAAAUGUACCAUCACAAAGUUCCAAUCCGGCAUCCCUUCUUCGCCUCGAUUCGAGUUCAUCUAUCUCUUCCACAUCAAGUCUUCGUCCACAGCCUCCGUCUUAUUCAGAAAGUCGUUUUAGUAGGAGAGAGUCUUCACUUGGACCCCAUGAUAGAAGGCGUGGCUCAGCACCGGGGCUAUAUCAGAACAAUGUUAAUCGUGCAGUCGUCGAAAGAUUUGGCGGGCUCAAAACUGAAAUAUUGAAUAAUAAUACAGGGCCGACAUAUGCUGGUUCAACUAAAGUUCGUUAUAUUGGUGGUGGGUCCCCCUCACAGAGUGAUAGUGACUACAAUAGUGACGAUGUUCAAGUUACGCACAGUCCACCAACAAUCAUUACCUCUGACAAAACCGCAGGUCAUUGGGUAAGCACAUCAUCGAGGAAUAGAUCAAGUAUUACGACGGCGCGUUAUAACUAUCCUAGUAAAUUGGGAAUAAUGAGUAACAGUGAAAGUACUGGGUCCUAUUUCGUCAACGAUAAUUUCAUUAAACCUCACACAGGACACGUGGCUAAAGCUCAUUUGUAUGCAUCGACAUCAGCUUUGAACCAACCGCAACUCAUGAUUUCAGGGUCUCUCCCCCGCUCGCAUCACUCCAGUUACGCUAUACAUAAUCCUGUCGUUCAAAAAAGACAACCUUUUAUAAAUAGAUUCCUGAGGAUGGACGCAAUGACUGGUCAGGAGAUGAAAGCCUUGUGUAACGCAACUUCAUAUAUUAUAUCCUCCUGUCUAUAUUAG